UCUCUAGGAAAAGCAAGGGUCCCGCGGUCUCUUGGGGUAUAAAGUAAGUGCUAGUGGCCAAGUAUUACUCUUUCUCCGUGUCUCUCGCUGCCAGCAUGAAGGAUUUGGUCGUUGUCGCCGCCGCACAGCCGACCUGCAGUGCCGCGCCGACCAAAAACGGAGUCUCCAAAGCAGCGGCGACACCGACGACCGACGAGGCUGCUAAGAACGGCCAUGAGCACUGCACUUUCCACCACGACAUGGAGCUGGACCACCGGCCGCCGACCAGGGAGAGCCUCCUGCCCGACAUGUCCCGCUCGUACCGCCUCCUACUGUCCAGUCUGGGCGAGGACCCUGACCGCCAGGGACUGCUGAAGACUCCGGAGCGUGCCGCCAAGGCCAUGCUCUUCUUUACCAAAGGCUACGACCAGAGCCUGGAAGAGGUGCUGAACGACGCCGUUUUCGACGAGGACCACGACGAGAUGGUGGUGGUCAAGGACAUCGAAAUGUUCUCCAUGUGCGAACACCACCUGGUGCCCUUCUACGGCAAGGUGUCGAUCGGAUACCUGCCCAAGAAGAAAAUCCUCGGCCUGAGCAAGCUGGCGCGCAUCGUGGAAAUCUUCAGUCGCCGGCUGCAGGUGCAGGAGCGGCUCACCAAGCAAAUCGCCAUCGCGGUCACCAAAGCAGUGGACCCUGCAGGGGUGGCGGUCGUCGUUGAAGGAGUGCACAUGUGCAUGGUGAUGCGUGGAGUGCAGAAGAUCAACAGUAAGACGGUGACCAGCACCAUGCUCGGCGUCUUCAGAGAUGACCCCAAAACUCGCGAGGAGUUCCUCAACCUCGUCCAUUCCAAAUAGUAUCUCGGGCAUUCCCUUCAACGCAAGCAUUCUCUCUGUUAAAGUAGUUCGCUUGACCCACGACCGUUUACAUUCCAGUUGAAUUAUGUGGGACCACAAUGAGUACCUUUUGUUUUCAGAGCACGCUAGAUAAUUUGUCUCUACCACAACGAAUAAUUUGUAUGGUGCUCUUUUUGCUUUCAUGCCUUUUUGUGUUUUUACAUUUUAUAUAUUUAGUUUAGAACCGCCAAAAUGAUAUUUAUUUCAUAAUAGUAAUGAAACAGAAUGUGACUUUGAGAAUAUAUAUUUAUGAAAUGUUUACGUGGCUGCAGCCUUGCGUACCAUUCAAAAUUAAUUUUGAUACAAAAAUAAAACUUAAAACUGUGUUAUUCAAAGUUGCUACGAUAGAGCUUACCAAUUGUUGAUGAUUGGGACUUACUCAUGACAAUAAAACAUCAAUACUCCAAAUAUUCAUAAAUAA
Messenger RNA from Cloeon dipterum, 1293 nucleotides. It is a transcript of the gene Pu, whose product is annotated as GTP cyclohydrolase punch. Lineage: Eukaryota; Metazoa; Arthropoda; Insecta; Ephemeroptera; Baetidae. Bases 96 to 833 code for a protein of 245 amino acids. The record is from RefSeq and is a predicted model, not a curated record. The transcript is spliced from 4 exons. Gene Ontology annotation, cellular component: cytoplasm. Gene Ontology annotation, biological process: tetrahydrobiopterin biosynthetic process; tetrahydrofolate biosynthetic process. Gene Ontology annotation, molecular function: zinc ion binding; GTP cyclohydrolase I activity; GTP binding.